UUAGACAGAAAUUUUAAACUGGAUAGGCAGACAGAUAGAGAUAGAUAGAUAGAUAGAUAGAUAGAUAGAUAGAUAGAUAGAUAGAUAGAGUCUGGAAAUCUUGUGUAUCAGGGAAACGUUCUUUAGUGAAACAUAUUAACAGGCAGGUCUGGAGAGCAGAAGGGGUCAGGAUCACAAGUAUCUCUGGAGUUGCAUGUGUAGCUCGACAGAGAGAGUGAGAGAGAGACAGAGACAGAGACAGAGAGAGACAGAGAGAGACAGAGAGAGAGACACAGAGAGACACAGAGAGAGAUUAUUAGAUAUUGUUAUAAAAUUGUUAAUAGUUGGCAAAUUGCUGUAUAAGAGGAGUAAACAUUUUGGGACAUGCUUUUCUAGGAAAAUAAUCAACUUCUUCUUCUUCUCCAAUAAGCAGCGUGGUGUUUUAUUCUGUUUAGAAUUCCACAACUGAAUAACAGGCCUAUGCUCUAAAAUAAAUGAACUGAGUAUAUAACAUUCAUGGAUGAGGGGUUAAUAAACAUGACCACAUCCAGCACAUGUGAAGAGAUUUGCGCAUGCAACAUGUGUAAAGCUGCUUGAGGAGGUGGGAGGCCCGCUGAUCGACUGCAUAGGUGUUUGAUUAGCUCUCAGGCUCGGCUCAACUCGUCUCGCUCCGCUUCUUUCACCAUUGCAACUUUUGCAGGCACUCCGCAGACAUGCCCAGUGCACACUGAAGCCCCGAGCCGCAAUCCAGCUCAGUCUCGGAGCCAAACAACUGCUCCGGUCCGUGGAGGAGAACUUGCAAGGGAUCGCUCUUUAGAAAUCCGACUAUUACAGAUGCAGUUCUGGAUGUGAUUCUCUCUCUCUCUCUCUCUCUCUCUCUCUCUCUCUCUCUCUCUUCUGUUCUCUCCCCCGAUGAACUGGCUCAGUAAUGUGGGAGACGGCGAUUCUUUCUGUCAGCGGCUCAAGAUGGCAGAUUUUUUCCUGAGUUCUGAACUGAAGCAUCUCUUCCCAUUUUUGCCAUGAAUAACAGAAACCCUUGCACCGAUGGCCCCUGUAUACGAAGGUAUGGCCUCGCAAGUGCAAGUCUUUUCCCCCCACACUCUCCAGUCAAGUGCCUUCUUUAGCGUGAAGAAACUGAAGGUGGAGCAAAGUUGCAACUGGGAUAUGACAGGGUACGGCACACACAGCAAGGUCUACAGUCAGAACAGCAAGCAGAGCGUGUCUGCUGCCCCAGUGGGCCUCAACGCCGCGUCGCUCCAGGUGUCCAACUCCUCCCUGCCAUACGAGCAGGCUCUCCUCUUCCCUGCCAGCUCUGGCCACAUUGUGGUUGCCUCGGCAAGUAGCACGUCUGGGGUGGCUGGCCAGCUUUUGGGGAGCACGGGCAGCAGUAGUGGCAGUGGCAGCGGAGGACACAACCUGACACGUCGCAGCACUGUGAGCUUGCUGGAUACGUACCAGCGAUGUGGGCUUAAGCGCAAGAGUGAGGAGCUGGACAACAACAACGGCAGCGGAAGCAGCGUGCACGUGGUGGAGGAGCUGCAGCAGCCUCCAGCAGCACCGAUGCUCCAGAACAAUGGCCAGAGCGGCCCGACGGGCACCGUGGCCACCGCCUCCACAACAGCCACAUCCAAGACCAGUGGUGCCAACAGCGAGGGGGACUAUCAGCUCCUGCAGCACGAGGUUCUGUGCUCUAUGACCAACACAUAUGAGGUGUUGGAGUUCUUAGGCCGAGGCACCUUCGGGCAGGUGGUGAAGUGCUGGAAGCGUGGCACAAGUGAGAUUGUGGCCAUAAAGAUCCUGAAGAACCACCCAUCAUACGCGCGCCAGGGCCAGAUUGAGGUCAGCAUCCUGGCACGCCUUAGCACAGAGAGUGCAGACGACUACAACUUUGUGCGGGCGUACGAGUGCUUCCAGCACAAGAACCACACGUGCCUGGUCUUUGAGAUGUUGGAGCAGAACCUGUACGACUUCCUCAAGCAGAACAAGUUCAGCCCGCUGCCCCUCAAGUACAUCCGGCCCAUUCUGCAGCAGGUGGCUACAGCGCUGAUGAAGCUGAAGAGCCUGGGUCUGAUUCAUGCCGACCUGAAGCCUGAGAACAUCAUGCUGGUGGAUCCUGCUCGGCAACCUUACAGAGUCAAAGUCAUCGACUUUGGCUCUGCCAGUCAUGUGUCCAAAGCUGUCUGCUCCACUUACCUCCAGUCCAGAUACUAUAGAGCUCCAGAGAUCAUCCUUGGCCUGCCCUUCUGUGAGGCUAUAGACAUGUGGUCCCUGGGCUGCGUCAUCGCUGAGCUCUUCCUGGGCUGGCCGCUUUACCCUGGCGCGUCUGAGUACGAUCAAAUUCGGUACAUUUCUCAAACACAGGGGCUGCCAGCAGAGUAUCUGCUGAGUGCAGGAACGAAAACUACCAGGUUCUUCAACAGAGACCCAGACUCCACGUAUCCACUAUGGAGAUUAAAGACACCAGAGGAUCAUGAGGGUGAGACAGGGAUCAAGUCUAAGGAGGCCCGCAAGUACAUUUUCAACUGCCUGGAUGAUAUGGCACAGGUGAAUGUGAGCACAGAGCUGGAGGGCAGUGACAUGCUGGCAGAGAAGGCAGACCGGAGAGAGUUCAUCGACCUGCUGACCAAGAUGCUAACCAUCGACGCAGAUAAAAGGAUCACGCCCAUUGAGACGCUGAACCAUCCAUUUGUUACUAUGGCUCACCUGCUGGACUUCCCCCACAGCACACAUGUCAAAUCCUGCUUCCAGAACAUGGAGAUCUGUAAGCGUCGCGUGAACAUGUACGACGCAGUCAACCAGAGCAAGACCCCGUUCAUCACACACGUAGCCCCCAGCACUUCCACCAACCUCACCAUGACCUUUAAUAACCAGCUCAACACUGUGCACAGUCAGGCCACCAACCUGGCUCCCUCCUCCACCAGUGCCACCCUUUCCCUUGCCAAUCCCGAUGUCUCCAUACUAAACUACCAAUCUGCACUCUACCAGCCUCCUGCAGCACCCAUGGCUGCCGUGGCACCCAGGACCAUGCCCCUGCAGCCUGGUGCCACUCAGCUCUGUGCCGCUCGGCCUGACCCCUUCCAGCAGGCGCUCAUUGUUUGCCCACCCACCUUCCAAGGGUUGCAGGCAUCCCCCUCCAAGCACAGCGGCUACUCCGUACGGAUGGAGAAUGCUGUUCCCAUAGUGACUCAGGCCCCCGGCGGUCAACCCCUGCAGAUCCAACCUGGCCUUCUCACACAGCAGGCCUGGCCCUCUGGUACCCAGCAGAUCUUGCUGCCCCCAGCAUGGCAACAGCUCACCCACACCUCUGUACAGCACGCCACAGUCAUCCCGGACUCUAUGAGCACCUCUCAGCCCCUGACCAACUGGAGGAAUUCCCAUCCCCAUGGCAGCCAUUACAAUCCCAUCAUGCAACAGCCAGCCUUGCUUGCCGGUCACGUGUCCCUGCCUUCCCAGCAGCCUUUGAACGUGGGCGUGGCUCAUGUAAUGAGGCAGCCGUCAAACAACAGCUCAUCCUCCAAAAAGAGCAAGCCACAGCAGAUGAGCAACAGGAAUGUGUCCGCCUAUGAGGUGUCCUCAUCCCAGGCGGUGUUGUCCCCUCAGCGCUCGAAGCGUGUGAAGGAGAACACACCGCCACGCUGCGCUGUGGUACAAAAUGGCCACUCUGCUCCCUGCGUCCCUGCUGAGGCCUGUGGAGGAGGAGGAGGGUGGGGAGAAGAGCAGGCAUCCAGCACAACGCGAGAGCACCACGGACCACACAACCAACACCCGCAACACAACCAACACAACCCACCUCGGCAGACCAUCAUCAUCCCCGACACCCCGAGUCCAGCUGUCAGCAUCAUCACCAUCAGCAGCGACACAGACGAGGAGGAUGAGCACAAGCAGCCCAGUAACACCAGCACAUCAUCCAAGCAGCGGAAGAACGUCAUCAGCUGUGUCACUGUCCACGACUCCCCAGAUUCUGACUCCAGCAAUAACAGCCCCUACGCUGUCGGGUCCCGAACCAACGGCCCCAACGCUAACAACUAUGAAUCUAAGGGCACAGUGCUGGACAACUACAACAACGGAAAUCCCCGAACCAUCAUCAUCCCUCCCCUGAAGAGCCAGACCAGCGAGAGCCUGACCGAGUGUGAUCGACUUGUGCCUGACACAAUGAACCACCAGAAUCCUGCCUACAAGUAUAAAUCCUCCAAUGGAGGCCUGUCAGCCAACAAUCACUCAUCAGGGGGUGUUCCCGUAGGCGGAGCAUAUCGGCAGCAACGUUCCGGGCCACACCCUUUCCAGCAGCAGCCGCUCAAUCUCAGCCAGGCUCAGCAGCACAUGGCGGUAGAGAGAAAUGGAGGCCACAGGAGACAGCAAGCCUAUAUCGCACCAACAAUGGCUGCCCAAGCUCCCUAUUCCUUUCACCACAACAGUCCCUCCCACAGCGCUAAUGUGCACCCCCACCUAGCUGCCACUCACUUAUCUGGCCAACCCCACCUUUACACGUACACCACCCCCGCUGCCCUGGGAUCCACAGGUACUGUGGCACAUCUGGUGGCAUCACAAGGUUCAGCUCACCAUGCAGUCCAACACGCUGGCUACCCGCCAAGCAUUGUGCACCAGGUACCUGUCAGCAUGGGCCAUCGCGUUCUGCCAUCCCCCACGCUGCACCAUGGCCAGUACCAGCCCCAGUUUGCCCAUCAAACAUACAUCAGCGCUUCACCCGCCUCCACUGUCUACACUGGAUAUCCCUUGAGCCCCACCAAGAUGAACCAAUACCCGUAUCUCUAGACCCGAAAACACUGGAGCCGAGUCCAACGCUGCUUCCCAUCCUCUCCCCACUAAAGACAGAGUCAGUGAGACAUGCCCAAGCUUAACGGCCCCGAACCCCUUCCCUGUCCCCGUCACGCUUAAACUUGAAGACAAUGAAGACGCUGAUGGAGAAAGAAAGAGUACUACGGGAGUGAAGGGAUGAGUUUGAAAGGAGUUUUCUUUGCAUAUGAAUUUGGUUUCCUUUUUUUUUUUCUUUUUUUUUUUUUUUUUUUUUAAAUAAAAAGGGCCAGUUCUGUUUCUUUUGGUUCUUUCAUUAUUUUCAAUAUGGAAAUCAUAUAUUUUUACAUUUAAUUUCUUUUACAGCAUGGUCACGUCUGUUGGCAUUUUGGGAGAGUUUUAUUAGCUCGUUUGUUUGUUUUUUUGGUUCCUUUUUUUUUUUCACUGACUGUUGAGCUGAGGUCAAGUGGUGGAUGAGAACGUUAUAUAAGGUGAAAUACGGAUACCUGCUGCUCUACAAAGAAAAAAAAAUAACGAUGGCCUUGAACUGUCUUAAACAUUUCCGAAUCACUUACGGUGGUGGGUGCCGCACGUACCCCGCCGUCCUCUCCUAACAACAGCUGGAAGAGUCUUCUGGAAAUAUGAGGAAAAAAAAAAAGACAAAAGACUUUCUAGUGUAUUUAUAGAUUUUUUUUCUCUGUUUGUGUUCACAUUUAGAAAAGAAAAUACUUUUGUCAUACAGUAGGACAUUUAGCUAGCUAGCCCCCCCCCCCCCUUUUAGAAUGUAGCAAACUUCACCUGCUUAUUUUAUGAAGAACCUUUCUGAUGCCAAUAGAAUUUGUUUGUUCCUCCUCUUUAAAUGUGAUUGCACAACGUUGUUGUAAUAACAUAAGCAUGUAUAACAUAAAUAGUCUGUGCACGUGUGUGCUGCUGUUGGCCAUGUGCGUGGUACACCUUCCUCUGCACAACAUUCCUCCACCGUCUUAGGUUUAUCAUUGUUCCCUUGUAGUGCCUUACACAUAUUACAACAGUUUACUUGGCUGGAAAACCUUUUAGAACCAACAGAAACUAGUUUGACCGUUGGCUUCUAGGUUGGACAUCUUUGUCUGAGAUGUUUUGUUCUUAACUUCCAGGUGUAAGCUUAGUCCUAAAUGUAAUUAGCUAGGUUAUUAUACACAACACCAUUUCGUACAACAGUGCUUCUUGUUUAGCAUGCAUGAGCUUAUUUAACAUUUAGACCAAGAUACUUCCUUGGAGUAAUGAACCAAAGUUGUCAUUCGGUAAAGAUUAGUAACAUUUUGUUACUAUAAUUAUGUAUAGUAUGUUUACUGUAUAGCGUAACUGUGUGUCUUAGGAACCUAUUCAGUGGCACUGAGCUUUGUGUUUGUUUUGUUAUAACAGCAGAUUGAUGUGAAUUGUUGGAACUGAAGCACUACAUGUGAUUCAUUUGAAAACCUGUGCUAAUACGUUUGAGUAAUAGUCAUAAAACUGAGGUUAAGGUCAAAGUAUAUUAUCUGCUAAUGAUGUCCAGUUGCAGCACAUCGGGGAGGGCUUUCUGGAGGGAGGUCAGAAGAGCAGGAGUGUUUGCAGAGCGAACAGGAUUGAACAGCCCCGGUGAGCCUGGUGCAGAAAUGAUGUUGAAACAGUAAACCUGUGAGGGUGAGCGAGCAGGUUGAGGUAGGGACAGGACCGAUUAAGGUGCUAAAAGAUGGCACUGGAUGGAUUUCGGAUGGGAAUUGUAGGGAGGAGAGAGGGAGACUAAAUUCCACAUCUUAAUGAGAAUAGCAUGUUGGCUUUGAGCAUGUCGGUAGGACCUGGAGGAAUCUGCGCUUACUAGAGGCACUGCAUGAAAACACACUACCUUCUGAUCCAAAGGGUUGUUUGGGAAGAUCCGUGCUGGUUUUUUGUGUGCUUUGAAGACUGUGGUUCUCAGCAUGAACUGAAGCCGGCAACAGUAGGGAGUGUUCACCUGAAAGAGUUGCAGAAAUUCGUUGCCCCGCUUUGUCUUAAUUAAAGGAAGAACAUGUGCUAGAUCUUCCUUUAAGAGAAAAAGGACAGCUGAUAUGGGGAGGAAAUUGUGGGCCAACGUUUUGUUUUUGUUUUGGGGGUUAUUUUUCUUCUUCUUUUUGCUGCUUGAAUUAGUGUCAGCUUGUGUUUUCGCCAAUGAUUAGGUGAUUUGACUUGAUGAGGGCACAUGCAUGUGAUUUUCCGAGUGCAUCUGAUUCUCCCCUCUCAUGUCAUGCCAUAGUACUUGCAUUUGAAGUGGUUUAAUUUUCGCAUUUUUUUGUUUAUUUUUAUUAUCAUGCUAUACUACAAAUAUAUUAUGUCAGUUAGAGAUACAUUUAGAAUAAUUGUCAAGGAUUUUUUAAUUAUCAUUAGGCUCAUUUUUAUUUGUAUUUGGUGUUGUAAUAAUGAUAAGUAUUCUUAGGGGCAUCUAGUAGUCAACAGUGUUGAUUUUGGUUGUGAAACCUUUCAUUUUUCAUUCAUCAGCUUAUCUGAUCUUUUGUUCAUUCGUAUCUGAAUGAUGUAGGAUGUCAGGACGUCUAUUGAUUUUUAAGUUGUAUUCAGCUUGUUUAAGCGCCAUACGAGCUCACUGGCCCCAGGACACUGAGACGGAGAGGUUCCUGUGUUAUUAGAAAUACAUCUAACAUUCCAUAUUAGAAAGCCUUGUCCUGUCUCACUGCACCGUCUAUAGUCUCCGGUUCUGUCUUACCUCAUGUAGACUGGCCCGUCUUACCACACGGGGACUCGUUGUCAUUCUUCCCACCAAAGAAAUUCAGUGUGUUGAUGAUGCAGAGAAUUGUCCAUCGAAGUAACGGAGGUGACGGACAGAGAAAGAACAAUCAGAUCGAUAUUAGAAAAAUUCGAGACCACAGCAUAUACAAUAAUUAUACAUAAUUUGUUCAAAAUCACAAGUAAGCUAACUGUGCAUGCUGUCACAAGCUGCUCAGUGCUUUUGUUUGAAUCCCAUUGUACAAAUCAUUUGAUUUCUACAGGUAUAAGAAAGUAAGGCCACUUACUCAUCUUAUACAUUUUAGUUACAAGUUCUUCAGCUUUACUAAUGUGAUGAAGUGAGUAUGUGAAUCGAUUAACAAAAAUAAAGCAGUACUCCAUAGUGACCUGAAUAAAAUACCAGUAACGGUCACUAGCACAAAAUGAAUGUACAAUGUGAGACUAAACAUCUCAUAUCUAUCUCUCUAUCUAUCUCUAUAUAUAGAGAGAGAUAUAACUAUAACUAUAACUAUUAGUUGAUAUAAACAGUGCCAUCUUUUUACUGUAAAUGUAAAUUUUCUUUUAAAAAAAGGAUGCAAUAUGUCUCACUAGAGCAACUUGAUUACCAUUAACAUCCACAAAAAUGUAUUAUUCAAAGUAAUGUGUCGUUUGUUUUUUUUGAAAUUUCAUUUUGUUUAGCCUAUCACAUUUAAACUGAAUGAGAUGAGCUGUAAAGCCCUGUUAGCUCUACAAAGUAGUAACUGCAAUUUUUUUUUUUUUGAUACAGGUUGCAGUACAGAUCCAGUGACCUUACUGUUACCAAAAUGUGCUAUGUCUGAAAACUAAACACCUUUUAUAUGUGAUGUAACAAUUUCAAAAUUUCAAACAAAAAGUCUUUUUAACUAUGAUUUUCUUUACACGAUCACCUCCUGGAAAUUCAUCCACAUGUCCAAACACUGCCUUCCAAACUAUGAACUCAAAGCUUUAAGCAAUGGUCAAAAUUCUUAUAUUUAAUUUUUUUUUUUUUUUUUGUGAAACUUUUUUUUUUUUUGCGUUGUUUUUAUCCAUGGUAAUGCAAUCUGUAACAGUCUUAUGGUCUCCUUCAGUUUAAAAGAAAUUUCCAGCGCCAGAUGUCCUCCUAGGUAACUCUAUGAAGCGUUUUAAUUUCCUGACAAGAGAGAAUGUUGUUUAUUACCCUAAAUAAUCUAAAUCAGUAUAAGAAAGCUUUCUGAAGCACACACUGUUGCGCAACAUCGGAGCUGAUAAAACAUCGGAGCUGUUUUGGUGACACAGUGACAGCACUUCAACAAACUUAAAGCCCUUUUGUUAAGUGUUUGAAAAUGUGGUGUUUGUGGUGUUUGUUUUUUUUCAUGGCGUGGGUUAAAACAGAAUGGUCACAGGUUUAAUGAAGUCAUUCAUCUAUGGCUAAGAGGCCAAAAUAUAGAAAUGGCCAUUCUCAAUACUUUUUAGAACCAAAAAAAAUCUAAAUAAAAACCAGUUAAUGAUAUUUAAAACCCCUGGCAGAGGUCUAAGUAUGGAGUUUAAUUUGUAACCUUGGUCAGAUUAUCAGUCAGGUAAAACCAUCAUGGACUUAAACCUGACUAUCUAAACAGCUCUAAAAGGGUCUUGUAUUACUUCACUAAUGUAAAGGUAAAGGCGUACUAGCUACAGUAUAUCCUAUUCUCCGUGCAGACGGUGCUACAGACACACUCGAUCAGACACAAAUCUGUCAGAUCCAACCUGACAAAACGACAAUUCAUCACCACAGUAAUCCAUUAUGUAGCUGUGAUGCACUGUAGCCAUUUGUGCAGCCAUGUAUGACAUGAACUUUUUUCUACUUGCACAGCAACAAGAAACAAGUCAAAUGUAAACUAAAUAUUUUUCUAUAAUAUCUCAAGACCUAAGAAAGCAUCGGACCCUGACCCUGAUUUUUUGGUGUCUUUUUUUUUUUUGUGUGUGUGUCUAUUGCUGUAGGGUUUCUCAAUGGUGUAUCUUAUUAGUUGUUGUCAAAGCUAUUGUGUGCUGCAGUAUUUUCAAGUAUGUUUCUUUGUUAACGUCUUCUUUUGUUUAUUUAGCUUUCUUUAUUGGGGAUUUGAAGAAGUGUGAAGUCUCAUUAUUUCAAUCUGUUAACGUAGCGCUAUGUGUACCCUGUACCUUAGACUAAUAUUAUUAAGUAUGUUAUGAGAAUGGAUAUUUUACUGGCUUUAUAGAAUGUUAAAAAUGAAUAUAAUAAUGAUAAGAAGAAGAACGAUUUAACUCCAAAAAGUCGAGUACUUGCUAACUAAGCGCUUGUGUUACCAUUAAAGAUGUUGUGUGCUUCUCUUAAUUUUCGUUGUAGAAAAAUUGAGCGAGUUUUUAUUAGGCUUCGACAACUAACGAUAGCAGUGUAAAUUUAUGGAGGAUUUUAACAAACAUCUGGGUUAUAGAAGAAUAUAGUUAUUUUAAUUGUUCUAUUUACUAACUGUAGGGUGAGAAGGGGCUCGCAUUGUGGUGAACUAUGUUAUAGCUUGUUAUUCACUGUUACUUUUGAUCAUUUUUUCGGUCUCCAAGGUGAAUCGAGUUAUUAAUGAGAAUUUGUAUGCUCACAUAUGCAUAUUGUAUAUGUGUAGAAAUGUAAUCACACUUUGUCUUGGAUUUACAUUAAACUGUCACAGCAUUAA
Molecule: messenger RNA, 10103 nt
Organism: Ictalurus punctatus (channel catfish)
Lineage: Eukaryota; Metazoa; Chordata; Actinopteri; Siluriformes; Ictaluridae
Gene: hipk2
Product: homeodomain interacting protein kinase 2
Exons: 15
Coding region: 1024-4752 (1242 amino acids)
Biological process (GO): peptidyl-serine phosphorylation; peptidyl-threonine phosphorylation; intrinsic apoptotic signaling pathway in response to DNA damage by p53 class mediator
Cellular component (GO): PML body; cytoplasm; nucleus
Molecular function (GO): transcription coactivator activity; ATP binding; SMAD binding
Source: RefSeq, a predicted model, not a curated record